Messenger RNA from Vitis riparia (riverbank grape), 2817 nucleotides. RefSeq lists its product as uncharacterized. The record is from RefSeq and is a predicted model, not a curated record. The transcript is spliced from 18 exons. NCBI's taxonomy places the organism in Eukaryota, Viridiplantae, Streptophyta, Magnoliopsida, Vitales, Vitaceae. Bases 175 to 2817 code for a protein of 880 amino acids.
AGUAUUUUUCUCGAGAUUAACCUUGUCCAUUGCCUUUCCUUAAACCCAACCUGGUUUCCCUAAACCUAAAGGACCAAAGCACUGGUUCUGUGUUUCUAACCCAAUUCCUCAAUCUGAAAUGAUGGUGUGUUGAGGAGCUGAGGGAGAAGUAGAGAGGGAGAGAGAUAAAGGGAUAUGGAGAUAGAGUUGGAGCCGAGGGUGAAGACCCUGUCCUACAAAAUCAAGGCCUCCUCCCGGGAAUCCCCCUCCCAGAAGGCCAUUCACGUCCUCGACACUGACCUUCGAACUCACUGGUCCACUUCCACCAACACCAAGGAGUGGAUCCUCCUCGAGCUCGACGAACCUUGCCUACUAUCACACAUACGGAUAUAUAAUAAGUCUGUUCUUGAAUGGGAAAUUGCAGUUGGCUUGCGGUACAAGCCAGAGACAUUUGUAAAAGUUCGCCCACGCUGUGAAGCCCCUCGACGUGACAUGAUCUACCCUGUGAAUUACACUCCAUGCCGCUAUGUGCGAAUAUCUUGUUUGCGGGGAAAUCCCAUAUCUAUUUUCUUCAUUCAGCUAAUAGGAAUUUCAGUGACUGGCCUUGAACCGGAGUUUCAACCUGUUGUUAGUCAUUUGCUGCCACAAAUUAUUUCAAACAAACAAGAUGCUAAUGAUAUGCAUCUUCAGUUGCUUCAAGAUAUAACAAAUCGGUUGCUUGUGUUCCUUCCCCAACUUGAGGGAGAUCUUACCAGUUUUCCGGAUGCUCCAGAGCCUAGUAUACGUUUCCUUGCUAUGCUUGCUGGUCCAUUUUAUCCGAUUCUGCACAUUGCGAAUGAAAGAGAAACUGCGAGGGCUUUGGGCAAUAUUUCAGACUCUGAAGCAUCUAAGAACUGUCAACCAACAUCGGCUUUAACUGUUUCCUCUAAUUUUGAGCCUAGAAGAUCACGUAGCACAUCACCUUUUGUCUUACCCACAUCCAGUGCUGUAGUGUUUCGUCCAGAUGCAAUUUUUGUCCUGCUGAGAAAGGCAUAUAAGGAUUCAGAUCUGGGAACUGUUUGUAGAAUGGCUUCUAGAAUUCUGCAGAAGCUCACAGAGCCUGCAGCAGUGCCAGAAGCAUCAAUACCCUCCACUGAAAUCACAUCUUCUGUUUUGGAUGAGACACCAAAAACUGAAUUAUCUAAUCUUGUCCUUUUAGUUGAUUACUCAAACUUGUUUGGAGAAGAUUUUCAGAUACCUGAUGAUCACUGGGACUUGAGCUAUCUUAAUAUCUUGGAUAUAGGGGCAGUUGAAGAAGGGAUUUUACAUGUUCUUUUUGCUUGUGCAGCUCAGCCUCACUUGUGCAGUAAAUUGGCAGAUGAUACUUCUGACUUUUGGUCUACGCUACCGCUUGUACAAGCAUUGCUGCCAGCACUUCGUCCCUAUGUGAUCAGUCCUCCAGAUCUCAUUGAUUAUAAUUUUUCUCAAUGGAAACAACCUUUUGUGCAGCAAGCCCUGUCUCAGAUAGUAGCAACGUCAUCUUCAGCAUUGUACCAUUCACUUCUGCAUGCCUGUGCUGGCUAUUUAUCGUCAUUUUCCCCAUCACAUGCAAAGGCUGCAUGUGUCCUGAUUGAUCUAUGUGCUAGCGCACUAGCACCCUGGUUGACUCAGGUGAUUGCAAAGGUUGAUCUAGCUGUGGAGCUUUUGGAAGACCUUUUAGGCACAAUCCAGGGUGCUCGCCAUUCCUUGGCUCAUGCUCGUGCUGCCCUCAAAUAUAUUGUGCUGGCUCUGUCUGGACAUAUGGAUGACAUAUUAGCAAGAUAUAAAGAAGCAAAGCAUAAAAUUCUCUUUCUUCUGGAGAUGUUGGAGCCUUUUCUUGAUCCUGCUUUAACUGCCUUGAAGAAUACAAUAGCCUUUGGGGAUGUAGCUCCAAUUUUUAUGGAAAAGCAGGAAUACGCAUGUACAGUUGCCCUCAAUGUCAUUCGUAUGGCAGUACGAAAGCCUUCUGUUCUUCCUUCAUUGGAAUCUGAGUGGAGGCGUGGAACAGUUGCUCCUAGUGUACUUCUCUCAAUCUUGGACCCUCACAUGCAGUUACCUCCUGAAAUUGACCUUUGCAAGUUUCCUAUUUCUAAAACCCAGGAGCAAGAAUCUUUGAAAUCCAAUAGCCAAGAUGAUUCUGAUGGAAAGAUUGAUGUUUCUGAUGUAGCUAUGAAGAUGGAUACUUUGAAGAUCCCUGGUGAUGGCACCACAGAAGAGAAACAUGUGACUGAGAAAAUUUUGACUAAGAUAUGUCAGAAUAGCUUACUAUUGGAUGCUGCGUUCCCUGUUGAAUAUGUUAACUUGCAAGCAGAUUAUAUGCAACUUAUGAAUUAUCGGGAUUGUGAGCUUAGAGCCUCGGAGUUUCGACGUUUGGCUUUAGAUUUACACACUCAGCACGAGAUUAGUCCUGAGGGUCAUGAUGCUGCUAUAGAUGCUUUGCUCUUAGCAGCAGAGUGCUAUGUCAAUCCGUUUAUGUCAUCUUUUAGGGCCAGUUCAAAGGUUAUCAAUCAGAGCACUGGAACCAGAAUUCCACAAAACUGUGACAUUUCAGAGCUAAGAAAGGUUUUUGAGAAGAACUCCAGUGACUUGGAAAAAGUGACUCAUCUUGAGAACAAAAGAGACAAAGUUGUUCUUCAGAUACUGCUUGAGGCUGCUAAAUUAGACAGGAAGUAUAAGAAGAAGAUGUCAGAUGAGGAACAUUAUCUAUACUAUCCUGAGGAACAUGAUGAUCAGGUCAUAAAUUUGUCUUUGCUUGAUAUAGAAUCUGCCGAUGCCGUCACCUUGGUUCGGCAGAAUCAAGCUUUACUUUGCAAUUUCUGA